UCCGCUCGGGCCGCCCCUCGGUCUCCCUCCGCUCCCACCUAUCCCCCGACACCCGGAGAAAAGCUUGCAAAGGCGCCGAGAGGGACGGAAACCACAAAUAAAUAGCGGCGGCAGCAGCGCGUCAUCUGGUGGAGCAGGAAGUGCAGGCAGAGUCCGGAGGCUGGUGCUUUCUGCGCGUCCCCAGGACUUUGCCAUGGGCUGGGGGCCGCGGAGGCUCCGAGCGGCCAGGCGAGGGCAGCGGCGGCGGCGUCCGCACCGGGGCUGAGAGAGCAGCGACGCGCGGGGCGCGCGGAGAUGGCAGCGUCCAGCAACUCCAGCCUGUCCGGCUCCUCGGUGUCCUCCGAUGCUGAAGAGUACCAGCCUCCAAUAUGGAAAUCGUACUUGUAUCAGUUACAGCAAGAGGCCCCUCGUCCCAAGAGGAUCAUUUGUCCUGGUGAGGUGGAAAACAGACCAAAAUAUUAUGGAAGAGAGUUUCACGGGAUCAUCUCCCGGGAACAGGCAGACGAGCUUCUUGGAGGUGUGGAGGGUGCCUACAUUCUUAGAGAAAGCCAGCGCCAGCCAGGAUGCUACACGUUAGCUCUGAGGUUUGGAAACCAGACCUUAAACUACAGGCUCUUCUACGAUGGAAAACACUUUGUGGGAGAGAAGAGGUUUGAAUCAAUUCACGAUCUGGUCACAGAUGGCUUGAUAACACUGUACAUAGAAACAAAAGCUUCUGAAUACAUUUCCAAAAUGACGACAAACCCCAUUUAUGAACACAUUGGAUAUGCCACUUUACUCAGAGAAAAGGUGUCCAGAAGGCUAAGCAGGUCUAAAAACGAGUCAAGGAAAACGAGCGUCACAAACGAAGAGCACACAGCGGUUGAAAAGAUCUCCUCCCUGGUCCGAAGGGCCGCCCUCACGCACAACGACAACCAUUUCAACUAUGAGAAGACACACAACUUUAAGGUCCACACGUUCCGAGGCCCGCACUGGUGUGAAUACUGUGCCAACUUCAUGUGGGGGCUCAUUGCCCAAGGGGUCCGGUGCUCAGACUGUGGAUUGAACGUACACAAACAGUGUUCCAAGCACGUUCCCAAUGACUGCCAACCUGAUCUCAAGAGGAUCAAGAAGGUGUACUGCUGUGACCUCACAACACUCGUGAAGGCUCACAACACACAGAGACCCAUGGUGGUGGACAUAUGCAUUCGGGAAAUCGAAGCAAGAGGAUUAAAGUCAGAAGGCCUUUACAGAGUCUCCGGGUUCACUGAACACAUCGAAGAUGUCAAAAUGGCUUUUGACAGAGAUGGUGAAAAGGCAGAUAUAUCUGCCAACAUCUAUCCAGACAUAAACAUUAUCACUGGAGCCCUUAAACUGUAUUUCAGAGACUUACCCAUUCCUGUCAUCACCUACGAUACCUAUUCCAAAUUUAUAGAAGCAGCAAAAAUCGCCAACGCAGAUGAGAGGCUGGAAGCAGUCCAUGAAGUGCUGAUGCUGCUGCCUCCUGCCCACUAUGAGACCCUCAGAUACCUAAUGAUCCACCUCAAGAAGGUGACUAUGAAUGAAAAGGACAAUUUCAUGAACGCUGAAAAUCUGGGGAUCGUGUUUGGGCCCACCUUGAUGAGGUCCCCUGAGGACAGCACCCUCACCACCCUCCAUGACAUGCGGUACCAAAAGCUGAUUGUGCAGAUUUUAAUAGAAAAUGAAGAUGUUUUGUUUUAAUCCACCAGGGAAAUGAGCUGAAUGGCCCCACCCCCCUCUAAGUUGAUAAGGCUAAAGGAAUAAAAACGUUUCUUACUCUUGAUUUGUUUUCCAAACAAGUGACAGAAUUUCCUGGACCACGGUGGAUUGCCAAGUCAGCUACUGUGUCUCAUAGACACUCGCCUCCAUGUGAGAACAGCGAGAGUGAGGGUAGGGAAAAAGCCCUCGCCUUGGGUCUUUGCCGUGCCUCCUAUGAAUGUCUGUUUUGCUGGAAGAGUGAUAAUAAAUCCUUCUUUAACUUAUUAAAAAGCAAUGUAGACUUUUAAAUUUCAGUCUUAUCAGUAAUGAAAGGGAACUUCAUUCAUAGAGGUACUUGUUACAGUUAUACAUUUUCCACUUACAAAAAGAAGACAAUUCUAUAUGUUAAAUGUUAAAUGAAACUUAUAUUGUAAAAUGUAUUUUUAUUUUAGCUGCAAGAAUGUUACUUUAUUUUAGCAAAUAGAACUCAAUGCAGUGCAUUGAUUAUUACCCUGUGUUCCUUAUCCUGCCUUCUUGCUGUGAUGCCCUGAAAAGGUUUACCAUGAAUGCAGUAUUAUCUUGACAUACCUCUGUCCUUAUAGUGCUUUUCAAUGAAAUUUCACCUGCCACCCGUGUCCCUGCUUUUGAUAGUUUUUGCUGUUAAGCGCUGGCAUUUUGCUAUCAUAGGGUGUAUGUUAAAAGCAAUUGUAGGAUGGUCUGAAACAUCCACAAAUUUUCUUUCCAUAAAAACUUUGUGAAAUCCCACAGUAUGUUUUGUAAUUGGUCGUAGUCUUUCCAUGUCAUGUGUGCAGUCAUUUUACAUAAAAUGAUUUGGGAACGCUGGUUGUAUCUGGGCCAUGUAAAAAGUUAGCACUUUUCCUCUUUUCUUUUCAAGCAAGCAUUCUGAAUUCAUCUGUUAGUGGCAAUUUGAAUUUUUUCCACAUUGCUGUAUUUAUGAAAAGUGAAUCUGCAUAAUAUUGUUGAUUUUUUUUUCAUUUUUGUUUUACAAAGCCUAUUUUUAAAAGUAAGAAUGAAUAAGUUUGGUUUUUACAAAUAUUUGUUCCUCCUUGAUAAAAGUAGCUCUGUAUGGGUAAUAAUUUAAUAUGAUUUUGUUACCAUAGUUCCAUCUUUUUGUUUAUAUUUAUCUUAGCAGGAGCUUUUCACACCAAGAUUUCUAUAUUUUUUAAUAUAGGUAAAAUAUUUAAAACAUCAAAAACGGUAAAUCUAGAUUUUUUCCUUAAAUCCAACUACAAUGUCUUUUCCUCUGAUUGUCUGAGAUGAUUCAUGUAAUUACUCACUCGUCUUGUUUUGGAGUGACCAGAAGAGAAUUACUAUGUGAUAAGUGAGCUGAAAGGGGGAGGCACUGCACGUGUUGUCCUGGAAAGUCCCAAGGGCUAUACGGAUGGACUUGGUUGGCACAUGGGGUCAAAAUGGUUCUGCUUGUUCCCUGCUAGUAUUGUUCCUCCCAACUGUACAGAUUUGUUUGUUGUAGCUUAUGUACUUCUUGAUACUGUCAAAAAAUUAUCUGGAAAUGGUUUUAUUUUGUGAAGUGAACAAUACUUUGUAAUUUAUGAUAGUGUAAAUGGAAAGAAAAGCAUUAAAUGUAUUAAAUUCUUCUGUGUAUCA
Messenger RNA from Diceros bicornis minor, 3324 nucleotides. RefSeq names its product chimerin 2 (gene CHN2). Gene Ontology annotation, biological process: signal transduction; positive regulation of GTPase activity; regulation of small GTPase mediated signal transduction. The record is from RefSeq and is a predicted model, not a curated record. NCBI's taxonomy places the organism in Eukaryota, Metazoa, Chordata, Mammalia, Perissodactyla, Rhinocerotidae. The transcript is spliced from 13 exons. Gene Ontology annotation, molecular function: GTPase activator activity. Bases 295 to 1701 code for a protein of 468 amino acids.